This is a messenger RNA of Gilbertella persicaria, 642 nucleotides long. RefSeq names its product Tim10/DDP family zinc finger-domain-containing protein. The transcript is spliced from 2 exons. Gene Ontology annotation, biological process: protein insertion into mitochondrial inner membrane. Gene Ontology annotation, cellular component: mitochondrial inner membrane. NCBI's taxonomy places the organism in Eukaryota, Fungi, Mucoromycota, Mucoromycetes, Mucorales, Choanephoraceae. The record is from RefSeq and is a predicted model, not a curated record. Bases 46 to 306 code for a protein of 86 amino acids.
CCAAAUGCAUGGGGGUCACACUUUUUUUUUCUUCCAUCCUUCAACAUGUCAUACUUUGGUGUAGCUCCUCAACAACAACAACAAGCCAUUAACCCUCAAAACAUUGCUAUGGCAGAGCAAGAACUUGAGAUGGUGACUGAUUUGUUCAACAAAAUUGUUGAUUCAUGUCAUGCCAAAUGUAUUCAAUCCGAUGGACAGGCUGAUCUCACCCAAAAAGAUACUUUAUGUAUUGACAACUGUGUUGCCAAAUUCUUUGAUACCAACACAAAAGUAGGAGAAAAGAUGCAAAAGAUGGGUCAACAAUAAUACUAUUUAAUAAACUUAUGGAUUGGGUCGACUGAUCAAAGCAUCAAUUCGCAUUGAAUUCGACUGUUUCCAUGACUUUGAAGAUCCAUCGUCAUUGUCAUCAUCUGUGUCUAUUGAGAUGACUUGUAUGGGUUUUUCCACUAUAGUUUUUGUUAGGUGUCAAUACAUAUACAUUCAACCCAACUUACAGCGUGGUGUUUCUUCUGCUCUUUUUCUCUUUUUGUCUACAGACACUGUCUUCUUAUCAGAUGCUUGUGCUAAUUUGGAUUUAUAUUGGCUGUAUUGUCGACUCAUUUCAUACGAGUUCAUCCAACCUUCUGGCCAACAAGACAAAAG